Messenger RNA from Cervus elaphus (red deer), 1005 nucleotides. RefSeq names its product PWWP domain-containing DNA repair factor 3B-like. The record is from RefSeq and is a predicted model, not a curated record. NCBI's taxonomy places the organism in Eukaryota, Metazoa, Chordata, Mammalia, Artiodactyla, Cervidae. The coding region runs from base 1 to 1005 and encodes 334 amino acids. The transcript has a single exon.
AUGGUGUUCCCAGGGGAGCCAUGUCCCAUUGAGAGAGGAAUGCUGGUCUGGUUUAAGUUUCAGAAUCACCCAUUUUGGCCAGCCGUGGUUAAGAGUGUCAGCCCAACCCAGCAGACUGCAAGGGUGCUUUUGAUUGAGGCCAACAUGAACUGUGAGAGGAGUGGCAUUCAAGUUCCUCUUCGAAGGUUGAAGCAUCUGGAUUGUAAUGGCAAAGAAAAGCUAAUGAAGAGAGCCAGCAAAGUAUACGGGGAAAGUGUCAGCUGGUGUUUCUCACUGAUUUCCAGCUACAGAGAAAGGCUUGUUUGUGGGUAUUUUGUGGGCUCUUUCCUGGACUAUUAUGCUGCUGACAUCAGUUACCCCAUGAGGAAAGCCACCCAAGAAGGGGAUCUGCAGAUGGAUUUCCCCAAGUUGAAUUAUUCUGACCUGGAAGAUUCUGAGGAGGAGACCUCUGUGGCUGCAAAGAGGCACUGCAAGAGAAUCCUCCCUGACCGGAUGAGGGCUGCUCAGGACCGAGCCAACCAGAAGCUGGUGGACUUCAUCGUGAAAAGAAAGGGGGCCGACUCUCAUCUUCUGGACAUCGUCAAAGGCAGGAAAGAAUCCAAGUGGCUGGAAUCAUUUCUGAAUUCAGAGAGGUAUGUGAUCUGCGUUGAAACAUACCUGGAGGAUGACGAUCAGCUGGAUGUGGUGGUAAGCCAUUUACGAGAAAUCUACAGACACAUAGACAAGAAAGCGCUGGCUCUGACGAGAGAUGACCCAGUGAGCUUCCUUCUGGAAGUUCUUCUGCCAGAAGCAAUCAUUUGUUCAAUUGCUACAGUGGAUGGAUUGGACUACAAGGAGGCAGAAGCAAAGUACCUGCAAGGGCCACCUGUGCAUUACCGAGAAAAAGAACUGUUUGAUAAGAAAAUCUUGAAGAAAGUAACAAAGAGAUCAACCAAGAAGUACAAGGCUAAACUCUCCCCCUGUGCCCAACAGGGCAUCAGGCAGACUUCUCAGCCACUCCAUUAA